Messenger RNA from Momordica charantia (bitter melon), 2342 nucleotides. The record is from RefSeq and is a predicted model, not a curated record. NCBI's taxonomy places the organism in Eukaryota, Viridiplantae, Streptophyta, Magnoliopsida, Cucurbitales, Cucurbitaceae.
GACACGCUCUUAAAAUGCGAAUGGGGGUUGUAGUUGCUAUUUUAUAACAAGUUUUUGUUCAUCCAGCUGCAAUUGCUGCCCUUUUCAUACUCAUACCUACGCACUUUCUUUGCUUCUUUCUUUCUUGGAUUGGCAUUUGCAGAAUCUCUGGUUCGCGCGCUCACCUUCCUAAUUCUCAUUUGCUCCCCGCCAUGAAAGUUCCUCUGGAAAACGACCAUUUCGCCGUCUCUAACCAGCUGAUUUCUUCUCUGCUUGACGAUAUUCCGGUCAUCAGCAAUUUCAAGGGCAAAUGGUCCUCGAUCAGAGCCAAGCUCUCCGAUCUUCGGACCCAACUGCUCGAUGUCUCCGAGUUUCCGAACUCGUCCUCCAAUCCCCUCUCUCUAGAUUUCCUUCAUUCUGUUUUCGAAGCUCUCAGUGAGGCGACUUCUCUCUCGCAGAGGUGCCGGAACCCGGAACUUUCCGGCGGCAAGCUCAAGACCCAGAGCGAUGUUGACUCCGUUCUCGCCAAGUUGGACUGCCUCCUCAGAGACGGUGAUGUGUUGAUUAGAAGUGAGAUUCUUCACGACGGUGCCGUUUCGAGCUCGUCGUCUAAAAGGGAGGCCGUGCGCGCCGAGUCGAGAAAUUUGAUCACGAGGUUGCAAAUUGGGAGCAUUGAAUCGAGGAUAUUUGCAAUUGACUCGCUGUUGCAGUUGCUGAAUGAGGAUGAUAAGAAUGUGACGAUUGCUGCGGCUCAAGGUGUUGUUCCUGUUCUUGUUCGUCUACUCGAUUCCAGCUCUUUGGAACUGAAGGAGAGGGCCGUUGCUGCUAUAUCUAUUGUUUCCAUGGUGGAUGGUGUUAAGCACGUACUGAUUGCUGAAGGUUUGCCGCUUUUAAAUCACUUGCUGAGGAUUCUCGAUUCCGGUAGCGGUUUUGCCAAAGAGAAGGCCUGUUUAACCCUCCAACCGCUGAGCAUUUCAAAAGAAAAUGCGAGGUCAAUUGGUUCUAGAGGAGGAAUUGCAUCUCUGUUAGAGAUUUGUGAGGCCGGUACUCCCGGUUCUCAAGCCUCUGCAGCUGCGGUUCUGAGAAAUCUUGCUUUGUUUAGUGAAAUUAAAGGGAAUUUCAUGGAAGAAAAUGGGGUUAUAGUUCUUUUGGGGCUUUUGGCCUCGGGAACUCCGUUGGCUCAAGAAAAUGCAAUUGGGUGUUUAUGUAAUUUAGUCGUUGACGAUGAUAACUUGAAGCUCUUGAUCGUUAGAGAAGGUGGGAUUGAGUUUUUGAGGAACUUCUGGGAUUCAGCUCCAUCGGUUCGCAGUCUCGAAGUGGCGGUGGAGCUUUUGAGGCUCUUGGCUUUGUACUCCCCGCUGGCCGAAGCUCUUAUUUCAGAUGGAUUUAUUGAUCGGCUUCUUCCAGUUUUGAGUUGCGGAGUAUUAGGUGUGAGAACUGCAGCGGCUCGAGCAGUUUACGAACUCGGAUUCUGCACGAAAACGAGAAAAGAAAUGGGGGAAGCUGGAUUCAUCACACCCUUGGUUAAUAUGUUAGAUGGUAAGUCUGUUGAUGAGAAAGAAGCAGCUGCCAAGGCAUUGUCUUCUCUACUACAAUAUACCGGUAACAGAAAAAUUUUCCAGAAAGAGGAGAGAGGGAUAGUAAGCGCAGUUCAGUUGUUAGACCCUUCAAUCACAAAUCUAGACAAGAAGUACCCUGUUUCAUUGUUAUCCUCAGUUGUGAUUUCAAGCAAGUGUAGGAAGCAGAUGGCUGCUGCUGAUGCUGGUUUGUACCUACAAAAGCUUGUUGAAAUGAAUGUAGAGGGGUCUAAGAAGCUGUUGGAAAGUCUUGUCCGUGGUAAAAUCUGGGGUGUCUUUCCUAGAUCUUAGCCGUGGAGGACAUUUCCAAAAGUCUGUUUAUUGUAUAGAAGCAGAAGCAUGAUUCAUGGAUCUGUAUGUACAAUAGAUGCCUGUAUAUUUUUAAUUAAGUCUUGAUUUUAGUUUACGUGUUAAUAACUUUUCUGUUCUGUGGUAGAAAAUGUCAAAUGCUGCACUAUGCCAGCUGAGUUUGAAGAUCACUUUUACAGACAUGAUCUAGGAUGAUUGAAUUGAAACUUAGAAGUUUUGAUACCCACCUGAAUUUUUUUUUCCUACAAUUCAACUGGUGGAGAAGGUAGCAUGGCCUGCUCUGAUUUGUAUUGGAAGCCGGAGACUUCUUUGUUAAUAAAUCCAAGUAUGUAUCUUUAAUUCUGCAAGGCUUUUGCAAUCCAUGAAUUCUGGAAGAUGAUCCUUUUCAAUUCUUCCAUAUAUUCUUCAAACAUAAAAUUAUUAAGGUAGGUUUCUGAUUGCCUUUUCAAUUGUUAAUUAUGUGAAUAUCUUAUUUAC